Messenger RNA from Xiphophorus hellerii (green swordtail), 2485 nucleotides. Its product is annotated as OX-2 membrane glycoprotein-like. The transcript is spliced from 9 exons. Gene Ontology annotation, cellular component: axon; cell surface; neuronal cell body. Lineage: Eukaryota; Metazoa; Chordata; Actinopteri; Cyprinodontiformes; Poeciliidae. Gene Ontology annotation, biological process: heterotypic cell-cell adhesion; negative regulation of neuroinflammatory response. Gene Ontology annotation, molecular function: cell-cell adhesion mediator activity. The record is from RefSeq and is a predicted model, not a curated record. Bases 89 to 1204 code for a protein of 371 amino acids.
GACACACCUGUCUGUUUCUACUUGAGCUCGAAAUGAACAAGCAGAACAGGAAAUAUGAAAUAUGAAGACUUUCUAAGGACAGCAAAAAAUGUUUCCUCGUGUUAUAACCAGCUGCUUUUUAAUCACCACCAUCCUUCAAACCGGUCAGUUUGCUCUAAUAGAAACAAAGGAGACUGUUUGGGCAGCAGUGGGAGACCAGGCCUCUCUGAGCUGUCGGCUCACUGAGGAUAAAGAUGUCCUCCAGAUCACCUGGCAGAAAGUUCUUCCUAUUGGAGAGAAGAACCUCGCCACUUACACCAAGAAGUUUGGCUCCAGAGUGAGUUCUGAUCUGGAGGAGAAGAUGGAUUUUCAGUAUGAAUCUCUGCAGAGCUGCUCCAUGGUGAUCAGGAAGGUGACGGAGCAGGAUGAAGGCUGCUACCGAUGUUUGUUUAACACCUAUCCUAAAGGAGCGGUGAUAGGCUGGACCUGCUUAAAACUCUGUGAGCUGCAUGGACCCUUCAUUGACGUCAGCAGAUCAAACUCACCUCCAGGGUCGGUUGUGACCUGUUCAGCCACAGGUCGACCUGUUCCCAUGGUAACACUGACUGUUCUCCAUCAGAACCUCAGCUUCUCCCACUACAACACCAGCAGAGUGAGCAGCACCAACGGUACCGUCACCUUCACCACUACAGCCCUGCUGUCAGCUCUCAAUACCACACAGGUUGGAUGUUCAGUAUCAGUGCAAACUGCUGCUCUCAGAGAGCUGCUGGUCACCGUUCCUGGACUCACAGAGACGUCUGGAGAUGCAGGUUUGGAUGUAGAACCUGGUUCAAGUUCCAUUAUUGUUGGAUUGUCUGUGGCGGCUGUGUUGUUGUUUGUGGUCUGUGUUUCUGCUUUCAUCUCUGUGCUGCUCAGAAAACGGGCAGAGAAAAGGGAGAAAGAAAAUGCAUUGGACAAUUUGGCAAAAGACUUGUUUAGCAGCUGCAAGGAUACAGAAGAGAUGAAGGAUGCUACAGGACAGACAAGGACCAACAUCAGGGAAAGUGAAGAUGCAUCAGAUAUGGACUCUCUUGUUGUGGAACCUCCUGUGAUUCCCGUGAAAGUGACAGAGAUUGUAUGUCCUCUACCACGUCCAACACGCCGCUCCAACAAAGACCAGAAGUCAUCAGAAGAACCAAGAGAAAAAUCUGACUUUGAAAAUGUUAACCAUAAAAAAACUAACUGAGCCACUAGUUAGUGGUGGAAGAGAUGAAACAGCCACACCUGAGGUCAAAGGCUGUGGGAAAAGAACUUAUUGUGACGUUUGGCUCCUUGUUAAGAUGUUUCCAGGACGUCCUGGAGGGACGACGUUUCUCUGACGGUCUGAGAAUUUGGGAUUUCUCAAAAGGAGCGAUGUGUUAGAAUUAUAAAUAAUAUCUUUAUCAUUUAUCCCAUAUAUAUAUAUAUAUGCUCAUCAUUAUUUAAAAAGACUGUGGCAUUCUUUCUGUGUUUCUCUGGAACUUGAGUUGUGUGACAAAUGUCUGCAGGAAGCUGAUAAGCGUGCAAAAUUGGAAGCAAAUACCAGCCACUCUAGGGCCAAAACUGAGAGCUGGCCUGAUAGGAAAAACACCCAAAGGCUAAAUGUCAAAGCUUGUGAUCCAGAGACACGGAACUGUGUUUGAGACCUCACGUGCACAAAGACAGGAGAUGUGGAUAUGAAACAAACAUGGUAACGUACAAAAUAGUGCAAGGCAGAAAUCAACACCUGGGACAAAAACACAUUAAAGAAAGUGCCAACAAUAACUGGUCACCGUAUUACAAUAUAACAUUUUAUGUAUGUCAUGAUGUUCUCUUUAAAAUUUCAUAAUGUACUCAGUUUUUCUACUUUCUAAUAUUUCUAGAACUUCAGGGUUUGCUGUCAUUGUUUUCUACCAAACUGAAAAUGAUUGAAAGAUCAGCCAAAGUCUAAAAAAACCCUCUAAAAUAUAUUCUGAAAAACGGGCAAGCUGUAAAAGACAAAAUUGAAAGUUUGCAAUAAAGUCAGACUCACUGGUACAAAACUUGAAUCCAUAAAAGUUCAUUUCAACACUGUGAGCUUUUGUCUUAAAAAUAAAUCGUUGGAUGUUAAAGUUUUGAAGCCACAGAGUGAUGAAGGAGACUGAACCUUGUGAACGACACGGUUGGUUGAAACAUUUUAAUACACUUUUCAUUUCUCCCAUUCAUUUAACCGGGUCAAAAGUACAGUUUUGUUAUUAGUGGACAGGAAUCUGGUUCUCAUGUUGUAACUUUCACUCAGAUGUAUUUGUGUGUUAAAGAGCUAAAAGCAAUUCUAGACAAGUUCUCAAAUACAGAACAGGGAAAGAAAAUGUGCUUUUGAAGCUCAUCACUUACAUCUUUUUGUUCGCAGAGAGCAUUUUCAGUGUUAAGACGCAUUCGGUUUGAAAGAGAUGCUUUGAUGCGACUGAAAAACUGAACAAAUGGUUUCCUAGAUGUAUUUUCAGUUAUUAAAAUAAAGAGUCCAAAUAUG